AUGGGCUCAUACUCCUCGUUCCUGGGGACAUUCAACAAGCUGAAGGACGAAGACUUUGAGGAGGACCUGUACACCAACCCUCCUGCUGAUGUCUAUAGUGACAUACCAGGUAGAAACACACACAAUGCAGUGAACAGACACACACACACACACACACACACACACACACAAUGCAGUGUGGAAAGGCCCCAUAAGGACCCUGUGGCGGCUCUGGUCUGGCUAUAUAAAGAGCAUUUCACUGGAAGGUUGUAUUUGGUGCCUGUGACAAAUAACAUUUGAUUUGAUUGAUAUCUAACAUGUAUCUCUGUGUCUGUGUGUCUAGCCUAUGAGGACCAUGUGGCGGCCAUGGCCUGGUCUCCCGGUACUGGAACAUUCUUCUGGGGUCGGAGUCCCUUUUCAGGGAACCACCUAACCGUCGCCUUCAAACAGCCUGCUGUGGUUACCGGCAUUAUCGUGGUGACAGGGUCAGCAGAGGGUCGUGACCAGUUGGCAUCUGCGACCGUGGAGCUGGGGUCUCCACCCGGGUAACUGAGAAGACUGGGUUGGGGAUAACGUGCCAGGAGUUCUAUAGCGUGGGGGAUCUGCAGGGAGGGAAGAUGAACAUGACGGACAUACACAAGAAGAGAUCUGGCCACGCCUCUUCCUGUCUGAAGAUAAGAGUUACAGCCAAUCAGAAUGACUGGGUUAUCAUCAGGAAGAUCAGGAUUACUACAGAGGAGGAAUGAAUACACUGAACACACACACACACACUGAAUAUACACACACACACACACUGAACACACACACACACACACACACACACACACACACACUCUGAACAGACACACACACACACACACUGAACACACACACACACACACACACACACUCUGAACAGACACACACACACACACUGAAUAUACACACACACACACACACACACACUCUGAACAGACACACACACACACACUGAACACACACACACACACACACACACACACUGAACACACACACACACACACACACACACACUCUGAACAGACACACACACACACUGAACACACACACACACACACACACACUCUGAACACACACACACACACACACACUCUGAACAGACACACACACACACACUGAAUAUACACACACACACACACUCUGAACACACACACACACACACACACUCUGAACAGACACACACACACACACACUGAAUAUACACACACACACACACACACUCUGAACAGACACACACACACACACACACACUCUGAACAGACACACACACACACACUGAAUAUACACACACACACACACACACACACUGAAUAUACACACACACACACACACACUCUGAACAGACACACACUGAAUGUAGCUGAGGUGAUUUGCACUCACCCUGUUGUUACCCUGCUGUACUGAGUCGAGCCACAUCUCUUGAAACGAGUCGAGCCCCGUCUUUUGUAACGCGUCCAGCCCCGUCUGCAACUUCAAAAUCACUGUCACCUUGGGAACAGGGAAUUUCGUCUUGGUCUAAUGGUUAAGAUAUUGGUAAUAUCUAAUGCUUGUGUUUCUAGCUCCGACAGUGAAGUAAUAUCUAAUGCUUGUGUUUCUAGCUCCGACAGUGAAGUAAUAUCUAAUGCUUGUGUUUCUAGCUCCGACAGUGAAGUAAUAUCUAAUGCUUGUGUUUCUAGCUCCGACAGUGCAGUAAUACUCCAACAGUGCAGUAAUACUCCAACAGUGCAGUAAUACUCCCACAGUGCAGUAAUACUCCAACAGUGCAGUAAUACUCCCACAGUGCAGUAAUACUCCAACAGUGCAGUAAUACUCCAACAGUGCAGUAAUACUCCCACAGUGCAGUAAUACUCCCACAGUGCAGUAAUACUCCAACAGUGCAGUAAUACUCCAACAGUGCAGUAAUACUCCCACAGUGCAGUAAUACUCCAACAGUGCAGUAAUACUCCAACAGUGUAGUAAUACUCCAACAGUGCAGUAAUACUCCAACAGUGCAUUAAUACUCCAACAGUGCAGUAAUACUCCCACAGUGCAGUAAUACUCCAACAGUGCAGUAAUACUCCAACAGUGCAGUUAAUACUCCAACAGUGCAGUAAUACUCCAACGGUGCAGUAAUACUCCCACAGUGCAGUAAUACCCCAACAGUGCAGUAAUACUCCAAACAGUGCAGUAAUACUCCAACAGUGCAGUAAUACUCCCAACAGUGCAGUAAUACUCCCACAGUGCAGUAAUACUCCAACAGUGCAGUAAUACCCCCAACAGUGCAGUAAUACUCCAACAGUGCAGUAAUACUCCCACCAGUGCAGUAAUACUCCAACAGUGCAGUAAUACUCCAACAGUGCAGUAAUACUCCAACGGUGCAGUAAUACUCCAACAGUGCAGUAAUACUCCAACAGUGCAGUAAUACUCCAACAGUGCAGUAAUACUCCAACAGUGCAGUAAUACUCCAACAGUGCAGUAAUACUCCAACAGUGCAGUAAUACUCCAACAGUGCAGUAAUACUCCCACAGUGCAGUAAUACUCCAACAGUGCAGUAAUACUCCCACCGUGCAGUAAUACUCCAACAGUGCAGUAAUACUCCAACAGUGCAGUAAUACUCCAACAGUGCAGUAAUACUCCCACAGUGCAGUAAUACUCCAACAGUGCAGUAAUACUCCAACAGUGCAGUAAUACUCCAACAGUGCAGUAAUACUCCAACAGUGCAGUAAUACUCCAACAGUGCAGUAAUACUCCAACAGUGCAGUAAUACUACCUAAACUAUACUAAACAAUACGCACAAAAGACAAAAAAUAUUUGAACGAGAAAUGUCAGAGUCUGGAAUAUAAAUAUACAGUGCCUUCAGAAAGUACUGAUGAUGAUGAUGAUGAUGAUGAUGAUGAUGAUGAUGUUGGAUCUACACAUGACUCCAGAGUGCUCAGUGAGAGUGGCCUCAACAUGCUGUUUGAGUGCAAUGUUGUUGACAAGGGGUACCCCCAGAGGAGGUGGCUGCUGACCCCUUUCCCACCACCUCUUCCCGGCACUCAGCUCAAUUGUAACCGGUGA
Messenger RNA from Coregonus sp. 'balchen', 3036 nucleotides. NCBI's taxonomy places the organism in Eukaryota, Metazoa, Chordata, Actinopteri, Salmoniformes, Salmonidae. The record is from the annotation of a GenBank genome assembly.